Molecule: messenger RNA, 8354 nt
Organism: Epinephelus fuscoguttatus (brown-marbled grouper)
Lineage: Eukaryota; Metazoa; Chordata; Actinopteri; Perciformes; Serranidae
Gene: thsd7ab
Product: thrombospondin type-1 domain-containing protein 7A
Exons: 28
Coding region: 853-5796 (1647 amino acids)
Biological process (GO): actin cytoskeleton organization
Cellular component (GO): plasma membrane
Source: RefSeq, a predicted model, not a curated record
AGCAGCGCUUAUGGGAGCUUCUGAGACCAGUGUGAGCACUGCUGGUCUCCAGUCGCCUUCCCAGCACUGCAAGUGGAGGACGAGUGGAGGAGGAAGGAGGAGGAGGAGGGGGAGUAUCCGUCCUCAUGCCCUAGGCGGGAGAAAGAAAAACGGGAAAGGAAAAGGGAGAGAAAGUGAGAAGGAGCAUGCUAGAGAUGCAGAGAGUGUGAAAAUAUAGGGGAAAUGAGAGGGGGAGAGAAACGAGGAGAUGAGGGCAGGAGAGGAAAAUAUAUAAAAAGAUAAAAGCAAGGAGUAGAAAAAGAGAGAGGGAGAGCAGGGUGGCACAGGGAGAAGAGCAAAUGAGUGAGCGAAUAGGAGGAGAAGAGAGAGAGUGAGAGCAAGCGAGAGGGAGGGAGGCGAACAACACUGCAGACACUCGCCCACUGUCACUGCUCCACAGCCAGAGGACAGAGGCAGCAACGGCAGUGGAAGCGGAUACGAUGGAGGAGGAAGACCGAACCAUCCAUCUGCAGCUCAGUCCCCGUCACUGACAGCCUCCCUCUGGGACCAUCCUGCCAAGUUGGGAGCGGAGAAAAAAAAAGAAAACUACUCUGUCUGUCCUUCACAAGACCAAGCACCGGACCUCAACUCCUGCAGGACUGAUAACACACACCACACACACACACACACACAUACACACCUCAUUAUUUCUCCCCUCUCCCCUCUCUUACACUUCCUCACACCCUCUCUCAAACUGAAGCACACUUCACUUCUUGUUGCCUUUUGGACUAGUUUUUUUUUCUUCUUCUUCUUCUGCACCGCCUUCGCUGACCUUCUGAGCUGAGUGGAUUUACUUUUAUCCUCUGGCGGACCAUGGGGCUAGGGUGGAGGGGUGCAGCAAGGACCCUCCGAUUAAGGACAGAGGGGAGCUGGUACCUUUUGGUGACAUUGCUGCUGCUCUGUGGUUUCUGGGAGGCUCACGCGCAGACAGACGAUGGGAAGUCUGUCUACUUCUGGGAAACAGGUCCAUGGGGAAGAUGCAUGGGCAGCGACUGUGGCCCAGGUGGCAGCCAAAGCCGGGCAGUCUGGUGUGCCCAUGUGGACGGCUGGACGACGCUACACACCAACUGUGACCAGGGCCAGCGUCCUUCCAACCAGAGAAACUGUUUCCGUGUGUGCGACUGGCACAAGGACCUUUAUGACUGGAAACUGGGUGCCUGGAAUGAGUGCGUGCCAGUUUCAGCAAGGACCUUUGGGGCCCCUCGGCCGUUCACAUGCAGUGGAGGCGAAGAGGGCAUUCAGACCCGGGAGGUGGGCUGCAUACUCAAAUCAGACGGCUCUCCAGCAGAGGAUGCCAUCUGUGAGUACUUUGAGCCCAAGCCUCGCCUGGAACAGGCGUGUUUGAUCCCGUGCCCUCAGGAGUGUGUGGUUUCUGAGUAUUCGCCAUGGACAUCCUGCUCCAAAACGUGUGGAACAGGCCUCAGGAACAGGGUCCGGAGCGUCCUGGUUCCUCCACUUUUUGGAGGUGCAGUUUGUCCAAAUCUAACUGAGUUCCAGUCUUGUAAACCGGGGCCUUGCACAGGUCUGGAGGGCAUGUACAGUCUCAGGGUUGGACCGUGGAGCCCCUGCGCACUCCCACAGACUCGGGCAGCACGCCAAGUCAAGCGCAGGAAAGGUAAAGGUCAGGGGCUCAGGGAGAGAGCCGGAGUCAAAGAUCCAGAGACCAGGGAGCUUAUCCAGAAGAAACGAACCAGGAAUCGCCUUAACCGGCAAGAGAGUCCAUUCUGGGACAUUCAGGUGGGCUACCAGACUCGGGACGUGACCUGCAUACACAGGAAUGGGAGCACUGUGGGACGCAAUCUGUGCGGACCAAGAGAAUUGCCGCUGACCAUCCAGUCCUGCGUCCUCCCCAAGGACUGCCAGGUGACCGACUGGGUCGAGUGGGGCCCCUGCUCCAAAACCUGUGUCGACCCAGAGUCCCCCAUAGGCAAUCGCACUCGGAGCAGACAGGUUCUUCAGUUCCCUGUGGGCGAAGGCGCAGCGUGCCCGCCGCUGGAGGAGUGGCAGCCGUGUGAACCUCAGGGUGACGGCGUGCCGCCCUGCGCCACUUACACCUGGAGAAGCACAGAGUGGAGUGACUGCCGGGUUGACUCGUUGCUAAGCCAACAGGACCGUCGGCGUAGCAACCUGACAGGGCUCUGUGGGGGAGGCUUGCAGACCAGGGAAGUUUACUGCGUCCAGGCCAACGCUGAGCUUCUAAAAUACCUCAACGACCUCAGAGAAAAGGACAAAGCCUCCCGCCCCGUGGAGAACAGUUUAUGCGAGGGUCCGAUCCCCAACAGGUCCCAGCUGUGCCAAAUCCCCUGUCCCAUCGACUGUGAGGUGUCACCGUGGGGCGCAUGGGGGCCGUGCACCUUCGAGAACUGUGACGACCAGGCUGGAAAGAAAGGUUUCAAAUUGAGAAAACGACAGAUCACCAAUGAGCCAACAGGAGGACCUGGAAACUGCCCACACCUGGUGGAGGCGGUGCCAUGUGACGAGCCCAGUUGUUACGACUGGCGACUGGUCGGUCUCGAUCAGUGUAAUCCCGACAGUGAGAAGCCGUGUGGCCCCGGCACUCAGCUCGCACAGGUCCAGUGUGUCAACAGCAACGGAGAUGAAGUGGACAGGAAUCUCUGCACGUCUUCCCCAACUCCAGAGCCCGUACCCUGUGAGGUGCCUUGCUCAAGGGACUGUGUGCUCAGCGAGUGGACGCCGUGGUCCACUUGCUCUCAGACCUGCUCUAGUAAGACCAUUGAGGGCAAACAGAUGAGGACACGCUCCAUUCUGGCCUACAACGCUGGGGAAGGUGGUGCUCUGUGCCCAAACAGCAGCGCCCUCCAGGAGGUACGGAACUGUAACGAACACGCCUGCACAGUCUACCACUGGCAGACGGGGCCGUGGGGCCCUUGUACUGAAGACCCGUCUGCCUCGACUCUCAACAUGUCCAGUGGUGACCGUCAGGGUCCCUGCUCCAUGGGAAUGCAGACGCGAAAGGUCAUCUGCGUACGUGUCAAUGUGGGACAAGUGCCGCCCAAGAAGUGUCCAGACAGCCCUCGACCCAGCACGGUGCGACCGUGUCAGCUGCCCUGCAAGAAAGACUGCAUCAUGACGCCUUUCAGCGACUGGACACCGUGUCCUGUCACUUGUGACGCAGCUGGUAACGCCGUGAAGAGAAAGCAAUCAAGGAAGCGGCUCACCAUCCAGCUGCCGUCCAACGGAGGACAGGACUGUCCAGAGGUGCUGGAGGAGGACAGGGACUGUGAGGUCCCCAAAAUCUGUCCAGGAUUCAGGUGGAAAACUCACAAAUGGAGGAAGUGCCAGCUGGUCCCAUGGUUUCUCAGACAGGACCAUCCCGGUGCGCAGGAGACCUGUGGUCCAGGACUUCAAACAAGAGCUGUGUCCUGUCGCCAGCUGGACGGGACGCAGGCCGACAUCAGCGAGUGUCUGAAAUUCGCCAAGGCCAUGCCUGCCAUCACUCAGCGCUGUCAGCUCCCCUGCCAGGAUGACUGCCAGCUGACCAACUGGUCCAAGUUCUCGUCCUGCACAGCUGACUGUGUGGGGGUCCGAACGAGAAAGAGGGCAUUGAUAGGGAGGAGCAAGAAGAAAGACAAGUGCAAGAACACGCAAAUGUACCCUCUGAGUGAGACCCAGUACUGCCCCUGUGACAAGUACAACGCUCAGCCAGUGGGGAACUGGUCAGACUGUAUCCUGCCUGAGGGGGGCAGAGUGGAGAGCAUCCUGGGGAUGAAGGUUCAGGGAGACAUCAAAGAGUGUGGACAGGGCUACCGCUACCAGGCCAUGGUGUGCUACGACCAGGACAGCAGGCUGGUGGAGACCUCACGCUGCAACAGCCACGGUUAUAUCGAGGAGGCGUGCAUCAUCCCCUGUCCCUCAGACUGUAAACUCAGUGAAUGGUCCAACUGGUCACGUUGCAGCAAGUCCUGUGGCAGUGGAGUCAAAGUUCGCUCCAAAUGGCUUCGAGAGAAACCUUACAAUGGUGGCCGGCCGUGUCCCAAACUGGACCACGUCAACCAGGCCCAGGUGUAUGAGGUGGUGCCGUGUCAGAGUGACUGUAAUCAGUAUGUGUGGGUGGCCGAGCCGUGGAGCGUGUGGAAAGUCAGCAACGUGGACUUAAAAGAGAACUGCGGCGAGGGAGUCCAGACCAGAAAAGUCAGGUGCAUGCUCAACACUAUAGACGGGCCGUCGGAGCCUGUGGAGGACUACCUGUGCGACCCGGAGGAGAUGCCCCUGGGAGCCAGGGAGAGCCGGCUGCCCUGCCCCGAGGACUGCGUCCUCAACGACUGGGGCCCCUGGAGCCGCUGCAGCCUGCCCUGUACCAGAACCAACAGUCGAGUGCGAACAGCAUACACCCUCCGGUCACCCACUGUGGGGAGGCAGUGUCCAGACACAACUGACAAGGAGCCCUGCAGCCUGAACCUCAACUGUUUCAACUACUUCUACAACAUCACGGACUGGAGUACAUGUCAGCUGAGUCCUAACGCUGUGUGUGGGAGCGGCAUCAAGACCCGGAUGCUUGACUGUGUUCGCAGCGACGGCAAAUCAGUUGAUAUCAAAUUCUGCGAGGAGCUGAAUUUGGAGAAGAAGUGGCAGAUGAACAUCUCCUGUGUGGUCGAGUGUCCCGUCAACUGUCAGCUGUCGGAGUGGUCGGCCUGGUCAGACUGUUCACAGACGUGCGGACUAGAAGGUAAGAUGUGGCGGAGGCGGUCAGUGGUCCAGGCCUCCCAGGGCGACGGCCGGCCCUGCCCUUCUCAGAUGGAGCAGUGGAAGCCCUGCCCAGUCCGACCCUGCUACCGCUGGCAGUACAGCCCCUGGUCUGAGUGUCGGGUGGAGAACGUGGUGUGUGGACACGGCAUUCGCUACAGAAACCUGUCCUGCUUCGUGUCGGACGGCUCCAGCGACGGUGAGGGCAGCUUGGUGGACGAGGAGCUGUGCAGCAGCCUGGAGCUGGCCAUCGAUGGAGAGAAGCAGAUCUACCUGAAGGAGGCCUGCAUCCUUCCCUGCCCAGGUGAAUGCUACCUGAUGGAGUGGUCCGACUGGAGCCCGUGUGUGAGCAUCUGUGUCAAGGGGGCCGGCGUGGACUUCGGUUCGGUUCAGGUCCGCUCACGAGCCGUGUUGGCCCAGGAGCCUGAAAACCUGCAGCUCUGCCCUGACCAGGCCUGGGAGUCUCAGCCCUGCACAGGGGGCGACUGUUACGAGUACAAGUGGUUCAGCAGCGUUCGUCUGAACUCCACCCGCCCUUUAAUCUGGUGUCAGCGCUCAGAUGGACUCAACGUCACUGGAGGUUGUCCUCCGAUGAACCCUCCAGUGGACAACAGCUCCUGUGAUCCUCCCUGUCUGAUGCCGAAGUCUUUCUGCAGCGAGGCUGGUAUCUGCAUGUGCGAGGAGGGAUUCACAGAGGUGCUGUCGCCCACUGGGCAGCUGGAUCAGUGUGCCCCCAUCCCAAUCCUGGAGAUCCCCACAGCAGGAGACAAGAAAGGGGAUGUGAAGACCAGUCGUGCCAUUAACCCCACCCUGCCCACCACCAUCCAGCCUGGACGCACGGGGCGGACCUGGUACCUGCAGCCCUACGGACCAGAUGGGAAGCUGAAGAUGUGGGUGUAUGGUGUAGCAGCCGGAGCCUUUGUGCUCCUCAUAUUCAUAGUGUCUAUGAUAUACCUAGCUUGCAAAAAGCCAAAGAGACCUCAGAGACAGAGGCAACAAAACAACCGACUAAAACCUCUGACUCUCGCCUACGACGGGGACACGGACAUGUAGUCCUCCGGGAGACGCUUCACCGAGCACUUCACCUGUCACAGAGACCCACUUCAUCAUGCCAUUACAGUGACGGACACGGAUGUUUGCAGCGUGAAUGGACACGUCACAGAGCGGAGAAAUUACAGAAAAUCCUCUUAGCAGAGACACUGGUGGGGUUUAACCAUUUCAAGUAGAGCUCCAUUCACUUCCCCCCUUCCUUUUUGUUUUUUUUUUAAAGUAUUUUCUUUUGCAAGAGCCUUCAUGACCUCCACCAUGUUCGAUGAAAUGCCUUUUUUUGCCCCCUACACUUCCACAGUACUUUAAAGAAAGGUUUCAGAUACAGGAGAGUCUGGGUGCAGAAGACAGACCCAGCUCUCAGUCUGUCUCUGAACAUGGCAGCACAAGCUCCAACUCUUCCCCCGCGCUUUUCCGCUUGUCCCUAAAAAUGCUGAGUAGCUGGAGGCUUAGGAUGCUCUGACGGUUCGUACGUUGCCAAAAGUCACCGCAGGGAAGAGGAGGAGGGAGAGGAAAAUCUCCAUAAAAAGGUUUGGAUUCCUUUUUCUCAAUCCUCAACUGGGUUUUGACUCAAAUCUCUUUUACAGUCUUGAACAAAAGGGAGGCAUUUCUUCUCUUCUUUUUGGUUUUUUUUGCUUGAUUUAGAGGCACACAGGCCUGUGUUUGUGGGAUAAACAGAUCUGUACGAUGCUGAUGGAGGAGUAGCCUGCAAUCAGUUGUUCAUGGAAACUACUGCCUGCCUGCCUCCACCCUUUCUUUGUUUCAGGCUCUACAUUGCACUAUAUUAGUGCAGCAUGAUAUGCACAUGACUUCUACCUUCUAUUGCCAUAAAACACUGCCUCUUCCACAGACGUAACCAUAACGCAGAGGAACCGCUAUCAACGCGAGGACACUCGAAGAAAACCGAAGGCGACGGGAAACGAUGUUUAGAUGUGUCACAUUCUCCAAAACAGAUGUGAAUCUCAAGUAAAUAUAUGUAUAGAUUUUAUUUCUCACAACGGAUUUUUUUGGUUGUAGUAAGGUACCUUUUGUGGUUUGUAGAUUUCGUCUGGUGUUAUCACUUUUAUUUCUGCCCAGAUGCAAUUAAAGAUUUAACUAUGAUAUCAGCGGGGGACGUCUUUUAAAGAAUCGCCUGCUUUAAAAGUUUUUUUUUAAUCAUAAAAAUUCAGAUUAAAUUUGAAUUCUUCAUUUUUUGUUUCGUUUUUUACCUACACUAGUAAGCUGUGGAAAAGCUGACACUUCGCGGUGAUUUAAGAAAAAGAAAGAAGAAUAAAUUAAAACCAUUCAUGUCAUGCAAAUGUCAUUUCUGCCUUACUGACGAUAACUAAAUACUAACAGUCCUGUAACACAGUUUUUAAUACUUGAAUGGGGCACAUUAUACACUACAUGUCCACAUAAUGAAGACUAAAUUUUCUUUUGAGGUCACUUAGCAAAGUAUACGUCAGAGUUUUUAAAACUUUUUCAUGUAGUAAUCCGUAUGAUAGGUGCUCUUUCAGUCACACGACAUGAGGUGAAAUAUAGGAUAAAAAAACAAUCUGUACAAACAAAUUAUACAACAUGUUAAUAAUAAUAAGAGAACACGCUUCUGCUGAGUUCAACGUCAAAGCAACCUGGUGUGGAGAAUGUUUACUUUUUUUGUUGUGGGAUUUGUAAAUAACAGCAAUUUUUUUAUUUUUUUGGAAAAAAAAUAUCAAAGUAUGUGUACAUUUAUUUUGUAUUGCACAGAAAAUGUUUAGUUUGAAUAUUGCAAAGUGGGUGUGUGAUAUUGCUGAUUGUUGUUAUCAUGAUGCAAGUUGUAUGUUACGAAAAAAAAAAGGAAAGAAAAAAGAAGCAGAAAAAGACGGAAGGCUCAGCCGUUUUGUACAGGUUGUUUAUAUGUAUGGGAAGAAUUACUGAAAAUAAAUAAGGACACGGUUGUAAACACACAAAGAAGGUUACGGAGCCAUUUUUGAAAUUUUCUUUACAUGUUCACAAGAGAGCAGAAGCCCUGAAUAAAAAUGUUCAAAUUGGCAUUAAAGGAUAAGCUGGUGUUUUUUUGUUUUUCUUUACUGUCAAUGAAUCCCAUGAAAAGAUAUCGAUGGUGUGUUAGCUCGUCAAUUACUGCGCAACUGAUACUGGAUUUUUGAGGCUGAUAGAGUUUUAAAAAUUGAUAAAUCAACCAGUGGUAAUUAUUGUAAACAAACACAAAUAAUACCAUGAAAAUAACAUCUUGGUUAGAUUUUUCUUAAGAAUUGUGACAAAGAUAGAGCCAAAUCACAAAAUGACAGUUAGUCUGGAAAAUCUAAGUUCAUUUUCAAUUUUCAAAGUUAUCAACAACCGUAAACCUAAAUGCCUCUGGACGCACUUUGAUAGACCUACACCCAAUGAGAGCAACCAAACAUGAGGUGGACCACGUUCAUUUCAAUCAAAGUUGCUCGGCAGCACAAGAAGCCAAAAAAAAGUUCAAUUUACUGGGUAUAAAAUUACCCCUAUCUAAUGCAUCCUGGGGCCCAUAGAGCAGGCACACCAGAGACGUUUGCCAGAGGAGGGGCUAACUUUCCACUGCUAACGUCAAUGGAGAUAAA